This is a messenger RNA of Candoia aspera, 3147 nucleotides long. RefSeq names its product BCAR3 adaptor protein, NSP family member (gene BCAR3). The transcript has 11 exons. The record is from RefSeq and is a predicted model, not a curated record. Gene Ontology annotation, biological process: positive regulation of peptidyl-serine phosphorylation; small GTPase-mediated signal transduction. Gene Ontology annotation, molecular function: guanyl-nucleotide exchange factor activity; phosphotyrosine residue binding. Lineage: Eukaryota; Metazoa; Chordata; Lepidosauria; Squamata; Candoiidae. The coding region runs from base 5 to 2437 and encodes 810 amino acids.
AAGAAUGAUAGCAGCUGGGAAAUUUGCAAGUCUUCCACAGGAUAUGCAGAUGAGCCAUGAGUUUUCCUUGGUCUCUUCUAUGGAUCUGUUGAGCAGCAAACCCUCUCUCGCUGAUGAACUUCAUCCUAGUACCCAUCAAGAUGUUUCUAUCCAUGGCACCCUUCCGAGAAAAAAAAAGGGAACCCUUCUGCUUGGGUCUUGUGAUGUCUUCAACCACAUGGGAAUGUUGCCAUACACCAAAACACAUCAGUCUCCAGGACCUUUAAUUCAAGGUGUCAUUGAAGAGUAUCCCCAGAAAAACAAGAAGAGUGACAAUCGUCCCCACAGAGACCAGAAUGUUAUGGAUCCAGCUUUGGAAUAUGUGAAGUUUUUAAAGGAGAAGCAGGUGAUGGACAGUUCCCCAGAAAAAUUGAAGAAGGAGCUGGAAGAAGAACUGCAGAUGAGCAGUGACGAUUUGCGCAGCCACGCGUGGUACCACGGGCGGAUUCCACGACAGGUGUCUGAGAGCCUCGUUCAGAGAGACGGUGACUUUUUGAUUAGAGAUUCUCUCUCCAGCCCUGGCAAUUUUGUCCUUACCUGUCAGUGGAAAAACAUCUCUCAGCAUUUCAAGAUCAACAAAACUAUCUUGCGGCUCAGCGAAGCUCACUGCCGGGUGCAAUUCCACUUUGAAGACGAAGGUUUUGACACCAUCCCUGGCCUGGUGCGAUGCUAUGUGGGCAAUCGCAAGCCCAUAUCAAAGCAGAGUGGAGCGAUUAUAUUUCAGCCCAUAAACAGGACUGUGCCUCUGAGAUGCCUGGAGGAGAAAUAUGGGAUUUCCCCAGUCCUGCCAAGAGAAGACAGCAUUCCAGAAGGGCAAGUGGAAACCCCACAAAGGCUGAGCCUUAAUAUGUGCAAUCGACAGGCCAGAGAGUCCAGUUUAGCCAAAGGAAAUCUUUUAAGGAACAAAGAAAAAAGUGGUAGCCAGCCUGCAUGUUUGGAUCACAUGCCAGAGAAGCGAUUCCCCUUAAAGGCUCAUCAGUCAGAAAGCUAUCUGCCAAUAGGUUCAAGAUAUCCCUCCCAAGGAACUGAAACUGAAACUAGUCCUUGUCCGAAGUCUCCUGCUUUUAGAACUGGCAGUGAACCUACUCUGAGCCCCCUACUGUUCCGGAGAUUUGCCUCAGAGUUGCAAAUUAGUGAUGCACUCAGGGGGUCUGACAGCCAACUCCAUUCCAGGCCUCCACCGAAGCCCAGUAAAUUGCCAUUUCUGAGGCCACUACAAGGCUUGGAAGCCCUCUAUUGUGAACUGAAUGCAGCAAUUCCCCCAGAGGGCAGGACAACAAAGCAACCUUUAUGUCAGAAGAACAGCUUCGUAGAGCAUCUGACAACUAAGGACAAUGGGACACAUUCAUCCUUGAUCCUGGAUGAUGAGUCUUUGCUGAGUUCUGUGGAUCCACAAACAGCUCAGUUGGAGGUGAGCAAAGAGUGCCCCAUCUUUGUCACACCUGUCAUUGAGAUGGUCUCUGGUUUCAGGCCAAACCAUUUUGAGUCAAAACUUCUUCCCCUGGAAAACAAGCCCUUGGAGACUGCAAUGUUAAAGAGAGUGAAAGAGCUGUUCGUGAAUAACGAUGCAAAGGUCAUCGCCCAGCAUAUACUCAAGAUGGACUGCAAGGUUGCUAGGAUACUCGAGGUCUCCGAAGAGACGAGGAGGAUCAUGGGAGUGAAAUCAGGCCUGGAGCUGAUUACCUUGCCCUACGGACACCAACUGCGCCUCGAUCUAAUUGAAAGACAUACUACUAUGGCAAUUGGAAUUGCAGUGGAUAUUCUUGGCUGCACAGGAAAUUUAGAAGAGCGAGUUGCAACAUUAAACAGGAUUAUCCAGGUUGCAGUUGAACUAAAAGACUCCAUGGGGGAUCUGUAUGCCUUCUCAGCUAUAAUGAAAGCUCUGGAAAUGCCUCAGGUUGCCCGGUUGGAGCAGACGUGGACCAGUUUGAGGCACUGCUAUACACAAACAGCCAUCAUGUAUGAGAAACAGUUGAAACCCUUCAGCAAAGUCUUACAUGAAGGAAGAGAGAUCACUUGUGCGUCACAAAACAUCGUCACUGUGCCACUGCUGAUGCCUCUGGUUACCCUGCUAGAGCGCCAGGCUGUGGUCUUUGAGGGAAUGGAUGUGUGGGAAAACACUGACCAAAGCUGUGAAAUCAUGCUGAAACAUUUGGCGACUGCUCGUUUGAUAGCGCAGAAUGCUGACCAGUACAGCAUAAAUGCAGAAAGGAUACUUACAGGUUUUCAGCCAGAUGAUGCAAUGAAUGACAUCUUCAAAACAGAAUUUCAGAUGAGAUUGCUCUGGGGCAGCAAAGGAGCACAGGUCAACCAAAAUGAAAGAUACGAGAAAUUCAAUCAAAUUUUAACUGCACUUUCCCGAAAAUUAGAACCCCCUCUUACAAAGCAGGCAACAUAAAAAUAUCUGAUGGGCUCUCAUCUAAAGAGAAUUUGGUAUAAUUACUCAAGAAAGCAUUUUUUAAAAAAAGGUUGUGGCAAAUGUUGCUUAUUCCUUAUUUUCCCCAGGGCAAAGACAGCCAAAAAAUAAUUCCUGAACAAGAUACUUCCUCAGGAAUAUUUACUGUCUGGCCACUCCCUUCUAUGCUGCUAGUGUGAUACUUUUUUAAAAACUGCACCCCUCCCCAACAACAAAAAAACCAGUUCCAGGCCAAUCAAGAAUCAUGCAGCAAACACAGCAUCCAUACCCAAUUGAGAACUGGGGUGGUGCUUCAUGGAUCAUUAUUACUCCUAUUCCAAAUGGACAAAUAUAACCCCAGAUGGGGUGUGGAGGACUGGUGGUUACACUGCCAAAAUGUUUUUCUAAGAAACUUCCUCUGACGUCAAGCAGAAUUUGGGAAUUGUAAACUGUAUUUAUGUACAUUUAUUUAUGAGUUGUCUAAGGAUUAUUUAUUAUGGUUGUUACCUUUCAUGGACCCCUCCUGUCCACUAUAAAAAAAAGUGAUGAUCAUUUUAGGACUUAUAUCCAAUAAUGUUAUUAACAGUCUGUGAUGUAAAUAUGAAUAGAAGUUAAAGAAAUGGCUUUUUAGGAGAUACCAGUUGUAUGAUAUCCCUUAAAUAGAGAUGGAAAAUUGUAAAUAUAGCUGUGAAUUAAAGCAUAUAUUUGAAACA